This is a messenger RNA of Oryzias latipes (Japanese medaka), 1779 nucleotides long. RefSeq names its product sodium channel, voltage-gated, type I, beta a (gene scn1ba). Gene Ontology annotation, cellular component: voltage-gated sodium channel complex. Lineage: Eukaryota; Metazoa; Chordata; Actinopteri; Beloniformes; Adrianichthyidae. Gene Ontology annotation, molecular function: transmembrane transporter binding; sodium channel inhibitor activity. Gene Ontology annotation, biological process: sodium ion transport; cardiac muscle cell action potential involved in contraction; regulation of sodium ion transmembrane transporter activity. The record is from RefSeq and is a predicted model, not a curated record.
ACCCCUAACCAUCCCACAGAGCGAUGCGCGGCAUCCCUGCGCGGACACGGAGGCGCGUCUUCGAGCGGAGAGGACCUGGACCCGUUCUCCCCCCGGACCCGUUCUCCUCCGCCCGUUGCCUCCCGGCGCUCAGUAGAGGCGGAGCUUCUGGAUCGUUCUGAGGGAUCGGACACCUGUCAAGUUCUGGACGGGUUCUAUACACUCACCAACGCGCGCGAAAGGCUCCGGAGCGCGCGCGCGCACGUGGCUCAGCUCGGAACUUUACCUGCGGAGGUUCCCUCAAAGGACCCCCCCCAAAAGCUGGAUCAACAGCGGGAAGCCACGCCCAGCAGCGCCCCUCCCGGAUUCCGUGUUGGUUCUGAAGUUCCUUACUGCGCGCGCGUUUCACGCUGCCGUCAGGAUGUGUGCAGCACGUGACCCUCUGCUGCUGCUCCUUCUGACCCUUCUGGCUCUUCAAGCGCGCGUGUGCGGCGGCGCAUGCGUGGAGGUGGACUCGGACACGGAGGCCGUGGUCGGCGACGGCUUCCAGCUGGGCUGCAUCUACUGCAAGAUGAGGGGGGAGGUGCGCGCCAAGGCCAGCGUGGACUGGUACUACCGGUCUUCAGACGAGCGGGAGAAGGGGGACGUCCAGAUCUACAGAUACCAGAACCAGCGCGGCGAGAUCAUGGACCCGCGGUUUGAGGACCGGCUGGCCUGGAACGGCAGCAAAGGCACCGACGACCUGCAGGACGGCUCCAUCUACAUCCUGAACGUGACCUACAACGACACGGGGACGUACACGUGCAACUUCACGCGCACGCUCACCUACAACUACUACGAGGUCCAAGCCAACAACACCAAGACGGUCCAGCUGAACGUGGUGCCGCGGCUCACCAGAGGAAUGGCCUCCAUCCUGUCCGAGGUGAUGAUGUACGUCUCCAUCGUCGGGCUGCAGUUCUGGCUGUUGGUGGAGAUGAUUUACUGCUACAGGAAGAUCGCGGCGGCCGGAGAGGAAGCUCUGCGGGAGAGCGAAGCCGAGUAUUUAGCCAUCGCCUCUGAGAGUAAAGACAACUGCGCCGCCAGUGUUCCGGUGGCAGAAUAGCAGCGGUAAAGAAACCAAAUCCACAGAGCUUCCUCCAAAGGUUCUUCCAGUCCUCCUCCUCUUCCUCCAUGCAAACAGAUCCAGGAGGAGCAUUUCUACCAAAAGCCUUUUAGUGACUCUGGUGUGACUCUGGAUUCAGGAGGAAGCUGCUCUGUGAGCUGAAUGAAACUGAUUCCAGGUUUAUGAUGCUGAAUGCAUGCUGACCGCCAUAAACCCCAAAGCCUCUCCUCACGCCGAAGCGGUUUUCAUCCUGAGCUACAGCCGGACCGAUGUGGAAUCCAGGUUUGGUAAACGUGCAUGAAGACGCUUUCAGGUCCUGACGAACCUCUGCAGGUUCUGUAUGCUGAGCAUGCAGCAAGCUCCGCCCACAUCUGCAUUUAAACCAGCGCCUUACUGACCGCAUGGCUUUGCAAUCCCACAACCCGACGGCAGAAGAGGAGGGGGCACCGAUGAAGGUUUAGGAUGAAGAACUCGAGGACAGGAACCGCAAAGACAAUCCAGACUCUCAUCCACAGAAUUCCUCUGAAAACCUGCCUUCUUCAUCUCAUCCUCAUCCUCCUCCCUGUGUCUCGGUGUUCCAGCCCAGCCCGUCUGACAGAACCGGGCCUGAUCUUCAGAAUGCAGCAGGAGCAAACAAAUGCUGUGGUUUCCCUCCAAACGUGCAGACGUUGCCUGACAAUAAAAAAACUAACCUGGAA